AACGCAGCAAGGACAUCAUGAGCGUAAAGUGCCUGCUCUGCACGGAAUUCAUCGCAGCCAAACAGGCGAUAAGUCUGCAGGAUCAAUUCGGCGAUGUUUCCGUUGCUGAGGCCUUGGCCACAUUCGUAAACAUGGAGAUAGUAAUAGGAAACUAUUUUCUCUGCUUAAACGUGUGCUACAAGCGAUUGGUGGAUGGAGUGGAUUUGCAAAAAUCUAUAAAAGCGGUCUUUGAACAAAUCUCGCUACAAGCCGGACCGUUUCUGUUGGAAUCGAUGAGUGAGGACGUCGGAUUUGAUGCCAAGCAAGAUGCGACAAAAACCACAAUGGAAAAGUCUUUGCUCGACAUUGAAAUACUGCCCGGAAAAGCAAACCCUACGACACCCUCAGACAGCGGGGAAGCUUUCGUUCCGCCUGACCAAAGCCUUAUCAUAACUCAUAUGAAGUUUAAUAAUUUUGAUUACCUGGAGCUGAGCGGCAGAAAUUGCUGUGGCUGUGAGUUUAUGUCUUCAAGCCUAAAAGAAUUGGCACUACAUGGGCAGGAAGUUCACAAUCGUCAGUCCACCGAACAGGACAAUGAAGCCAUCGUUUGCACCAUCUGUAGGCGACGGUUCAAUAACAGAGAGCAGCUGCAAUCGCACAAUAACCGACCUCCCAUUGUGAGGGAAGUUUUUGUCUGUAAAAGCUGCAUGAACGGUUUUGGAACAAAAGAAAGUUUAACUAGUCACAUGACGCUAUGCCCUUCCAAGUAUCGAGAUGAAAGCCGAGAUAAAAUCGUAACUAUCGCUGAUUACGAUGACGAUGAGUUGGAGAUGGCAGACUUGAACGAUGCACAAAUUGGAAGGCCAAUUCAACCACUGGAUGGUAAAUUUGUUACAUGUCAGGAAGAGUUUGAUGAUUAUUACAUUCAACAUACCGAGGCGAAACGAUGCUGCGGCUGUGGGCUUUUCUUCCAGAACGACCAAGAACUGAUGGAUCAUGCUACCAAGGCACACCGUACUGCCCCAACAGUUGAGCCUGGUAAAUUCCAAAACCGAUGGUCUUGCAACGUUUGCCAGGGGGUUUUCCCAUCGCAAACAUCGCUCAAACGGCACAUGUGGGCAAACCGGAGCAUUCGGAAAAUUUACCACUGUAAGCUGUGCAACCUCCCAUUCAUUCGGCUCUGGCAUUUGGCGCAACAUUUUUAUGGCUCAAAAAAGCAUCAAAACAGCAAAUCUCCAGCAAAGGAUGGAAAAACAGAGGACAAUAAGAUGAAGGCGAUUCUGAAAAGGCUUGGCGCUUCGCGUGACAAAAUGUCGACAGAGCGUGGCUGUUGCUUUCUGCGAUGUAGUGCUUCGUUCGGUACGCAUAAGCAGUUGCUCGAUCAUGUAGAGGAACAGCAUGCGGUACGGCGUCGAAUUCACGGCAGUGAGCGUACGUCCCACGAUUUCGUGUGCGAGGUAUGUCAGCUCGGGUUUUGUAAGGAAAAGAAUCUGAUAGCCCAUCAGAAUAGAUUUUCCUUGAAAAAAGCAAACAUUUGUACUUUCUGCGGAAAAGGCUUCAAGCACCCUAGCGGACUGGAGGAGCACAUCCUUAUCGAGCACAGUGACGUGCCCCCCCGAUUCGAAUGUGAUCAGUGUGGCAAAAUAUUCAAAAAGAAAUCCCUCAUAAAGCUGCACAUGGUGACGCACCAGCGGAACCGAGAAUUUACCUGUGACCAGUGCGAUCGUCAAUUCCAUUUCCGAUAUCAAUUGAAGCAGCAUAAUCGCACGGUGCACGCCACCGAGUUUCCAUACGAGUGCACCUACUGUGAUCGAAAGCUGCCGGACAAAGGGCGUUAUGAUGUGCACAUGCGGAGCCAUACCGGCGAGAAACCAUACGGCUGCCGGUUCGAGUGUGAUCGGUCCUUCACGAACUCGACGGAUCGCCGCCGUCACGAGAUGGUUGCGCAUACCGGAGAAAGGCCUCACCACUGUCCCACUUGCAAAGUGAGCUACGCACGUCAUCGAAGCUUGCAGCAGCACUUCCAGAAAAACCCCAAUCAUAAACUCGCACCCGCUGAUCAGGAGGAACGUAAAGCGAGUAAGGAGUAAAAUUCCAAUAAAGUUCAC
Molecule: messenger RNA, 2087 nt
Organism: Anopheles darlingi
Lineage: Eukaryota; Metazoa; Arthropoda; Insecta; Diptera; Culicidae
Product: zinc finger protein 431-like
Exons: 2
Coding region: 18-2069 (683 amino acids)
Biological process (GO): regulation of transcription by RNA polymerase II
Cellular component (GO): nucleus
Molecular function (GO): RNA polymerase II transcription regulatory region sequence-specific DNA binding; DNA-binding transcription factor activity, RNA polymerase II-specific
Source: RefSeq, a predicted model, not a curated record